Dinoponera quadriceps is the source of this 970-nucleotide messenger RNA. Its product is annotated as fatty-acid amide hydrolase 2-B-like. The annotation marks the transcript as partial. The transcript has 4 exons. The record is from RefSeq and is a predicted model, not a curated record. NCBI's taxonomy places the organism in Eukaryota, Metazoa, Arthropoda, Insecta, Hymenoptera, Formicidae.
GAUUAUACACGUGAAUAGAUAACAAUCGACUAAUUAUCUUUAACUGUAUUUAAUAUUUAAAUAUAUUUUUAAUAAGUAAAGUUUGUCAUCUUCUGCUCACCAUACUCAUAUUUUUUUUGCACCUUAUUAUGUUAUUAUUCCAAUAAACAAAAUAUUUGCAUUAUAUCUGUAGAUUAGCAGGAGAUUUGAACAGAAUACUGUGGCAGAUUUAUAGCCAUAUAUAUAUUAAAUUAUACUUGUUCCCACAGUGCAAGAUUAUAAAUAUUCAAAUAAUGUUAGAAGCAUUAGAACAUAAAAAGCCAGCAGAGGUGGAUACAUAAAUAGCAUAAGUCUACUGCAUCAGUUAUAAACAUUACAUCAACUGGAGUAGAUCGGCUGCAUUUACUCUACUAAAAUGUUCUACUUAUUACGUAUAUGGAUCAUCGUCAUUAACGUUAUAUAUUUAACAUUGGAUUGGAUAUUUUCCUUUAUCCGCUAUAGGAAGCCAGUUAGCAUACCGCCACUAAAAGAUACUUUGCUAACGAUAAGUGCUACUGAGCUUGCUCAAAAGAUCAGGGAUCAACAUUGCACGAGCUACGAAGUGGUACGCGCAUAUAUCGAACGAAUCAAGGAGGUGAAUCCUUACUUAAAUGCCGUCGUCGAAGACCGAUACAAGAUCGCUUUAGCUGAGGCGAAAAAUUGUGAUAGAUUGUUGGAAGCCGGCAAUGUGGAUAUCGAAAAAUUAAAAAAACAAAAACCGCUCUUCGGUAUACCGUUCACUGUGAAAGAAAGUAUACCUGUUAAAGGUCUUAGUCAUACGGGUUGCACUUUAGCUUACAAAGGAAGGAAAGCAACCACCGAUAGUUUUGCUGUUAAGAUGCUGCGAGAUGCUGGCGCAAUACUGCUAUGCGUCACCAAUACUCCGGAAAUGUGCGGUGGUUUGGAUAGUUACAAUUUUCUGCACGGUCGUUCGUAUAAUCCUUACGAUACC